AAUUCAAAUUUUCGUGUCCGUUUUAUAUAUAUAUAUAUAUAAUAUUUUUUCCCAGAAGGAAGUUGCACCAAAACCAAAGUACGAAAAGCAAAACAAAUCUGUAUUUUGGCUACUAACCGAAACCUAAGAUAGAAGAUUCCAUAGGACAAUUUGUGUCCGCUGCUAAAUCUCCUUCUUUUCACCUUUGUUUUUCUCCUCGAAGAACUCAGAUCACUACCACCAGCAACUUCCCCGAGUGUUGUUUUUCACUUUCUCUUCUCAAAACCCACUCUCUCUGCCAGAUCUUGCUUCCUGUUGUUCCAGGGACUGUUUUCUUAUAACAAGUAUCUUUGCUUCUAAUAAGGAGCGUACAUGCCACUGGCUGACUAGUGAAGAAGAACAGCUCUUGUGUAUAGUUUAUGAGCAUUCAAUUAGAAAAGCUUGGAUAUUAUGGGGAUCAGUUCUCGAAGUUCUUCCAACAGAAAACCAAGUGAUAGUAUGAGGCUUAUUGUGACAACUUUUGUUGGAAUAGUUUUUGGCUUCUUUAUAGGAGUAUCAUUUCCAGCAUUGACUACAAAGUUGAAUCUCCCAUCCAGCCUGCUUCCUGCCAUUGAUAUUUCUUACAUUCAAGAGAAAUAUGCUGGUGGCAAUGCACCGUCUUUUGUGAAGAAUAAUAACAGCAUCUCAUCAAAGCAUCGGUUAAUAAACGAUACAUUCAAGAUAUGGGUUCCAUCAAAUCCAAGAGGUGCAGAAAGAUUACCUCCUGAGAUUAUUGAAGCUGAGACAGACUUUUAUUUGCGUAGAUUGUGGGGUCAGCCCAGUGAGGAUUUAACAUCAAAGCCAAAGUACCUUGUGACUUUCACUGUUGGUUAUAAUCAGAGAUAUAAUAUUGAUGCAAAUGUGAAAAAGUUCUCAGAGAACUUUACAAUAGUUCUAUUUCAUUAUGAUGGCCACACAACUGAAUGGGAUGAGUUUGAGUGGUCAAAGCGGGCAAUUCAUGUGAGUGUUCGCAAACAAACCAAAUGGUGGUAUGCCAAGCGGUUUCUGCAUCCUGACAUUGUGGCACCAUAUGACUAUAUUUUUAUAUGGGAUGAAGACCUGGGUGUUGAACAUUUUAAUGCAGAGGAAUACUUAAAACUGGUGAAGAAGCACGGGUUGGAGAUUUCACAGCCUGGUUUGGAACCUAAUAAAGGAUUGACAUGGCAAAUGACAAAGAGAAGAGGUGAUCGUGAAGUUCACAAAGAAACAGAGGAGAAACCAGGAUGGUGCGCUGACCCCCAUCUGCCUCCUUGUGCAGCAUUUGUUGAGAUUAUGGCUCCAGUGUUUUCACGAGAUGCAUGGCGUUGUGUCUGGCAUAUGAUUCAGAAUGAUUUGGUCCAUGGCUGGGGCCUUGAUUUUGCUCUUAGAAAAUGUGUUGAGCCUGCCCACGAGAAAAUUGGAGUUGUUGAUUCUCAGUGGAUUAUUCAUCAAAGUGUUCCCUCACUAGGGAAUCAGGGAGAAUCACAACCUGGGAAAGCGCCAUGGCAUGGGGUGAGGGAGAGGUGUAAAAGGGAGUGGACAAUGUUCCAGAGUCGGUUGGCAAAUGCAGAAGACGCAUAUUACAGGGCCGUGGGAGGGGAUAUGUUUAAUUCGACUACUCCUUAGUGAGGACAACCACUGAAGUUGAUUUGUACACAGCCAUCACCAUUAUUGAGUUCGAUUUUGCAUGAUAUAUAAUUUUUUUUUUUGGUUUCAAAGUUUGUGGCACUAUAAUUGAGAGUCCUAGCUAAGGACCAAACAACAGUUCAAUGGGGGAUUCCAGUGCUGAUAGAGAAUUAGAUAAUAUAUAGGUAAAUAAAACUUACUGUGUAAGUAGUUUAUUUGAUUAUAAUAUUCUUUUAGGACCUUGCAUGAAAACUUACUGAAUGCAGUGUCAGGUAUACACAUUUUGGGUGUGAAAA
Molecule: messenger RNA, 1919 nt
Organism: Glycine soja
Lineage: Eukaryota; Viridiplantae; Streptophyta; Magnoliopsida; Fabales; Fabaceae
Exons: 15
Coding region: 430-1623 (397 amino acids)
Source: RefSeq, a predicted model, not a curated record